AUGGUCGCGGACACUGCAUACUACGACGUUUUGGGCGUGCCACCCACUGCCUCUGAGCUCGAGAUCAAGAAGGCGUACCGGAAGCUGGCCAUUACCACUCACCCAGACAAGAACCCCGGCGAUGAAACAGCACACGAAAGGUUCCAGGCGAUCGGAGAGGCCUACCAAGUCCUCAGCAAUGAGGAUCUUCGAAAGCGCUAUGAUAAGUUUGGCAAGGAAGAUGCCAUGCCAGGUGGUGGCUUUGAGGACCCGUCCGAGUUCUUCAGCAUGAUUUUUGGUGGUGACGCGUUUGUCGAUCUUAUUGGAGAGAUCUCGCUCAUGAAGGACCUGACUGCGACGAUGGACAUCACCGUGGAACAGAUGGAGGAAGAAGAGCUAGCCGCGUCAGCCGAGCAAAAACUGAACAUUCACGAGGAGGAAGUCAAGGCCGCCGGUGCAGACAGCGCACCUACCGCCGAAUCCCACGCAACGACAGCGGGAGCGUCGGAGGCGCAGCCUCAUAUGCCCUCGGAGACGUCCGCCCAGAGCUCUGGUACUAGCACCCCUCGACGAUACCUCGGCCAGCAGGCCAUCAUGGACAAGUCGGAAGAAGAGGCGCGCAUGGAGGCAGCAGGCCUGUCACAGGAAGAGAAGGAAUUGCGCAAGAAGGAGAAGAAGAAGGGUCUGUCCAAGGAGCAACAGGAGCGCCUGGCCGCCUUCGAGGAAGAACGGAGGAAAGCGCGGGAGGAGCGUGUCAAUACCCUGGCAAACAAGCUCAUCGACCGCGUCAGCGUGUGGACCGAGACCGAUAAAGGCAAGGAUGUGACGCACGCAUUCGAAGAGAAGAUUCGGCUGGAGGUUGAGAACCUGAAGAUGGAGUCUUUUGGCCUCGAGAUUUUGCACGCCGUCGGUGCCACCUACGUGCAGAAAGGUACAUCGUUCCUCAAAUCGCAGAAGUUCCUCGGCAUUUCCGGCUUCUUCUCCCGGCUGAAGGAUAAGGGCACGCUGGCAAAGGAGACAUGGACGACCAUCUCCACGGCGAUUGAGGCGCAGAUGACCAUGGAGGAAAUGGCCAAGCUGGAGGAACGGGGCGGCGAGGACUGGACAGAUGAAAAGAAGGCCGAGUACGAGAAGAGAGUCACAGGCAAGAUUCUGGCUGCGGCAUGGCGCGGCAGCAAGUUUGAGAUCCAGAGUGUCCUGCGCGAUGUGUGUGACCAGAUUCUGGGUGACAAGAAGGUCCGACUGGAAAAGCGCAUCGAACGUGCUCAUGCACUGGUGCUUGCUGGCAACAUCUACGCAAAGGCUGAACGCGACCCCGAGGAGGAAGGCGAUUAUAUGGCCUUUGAACAGCUCAUGGCCGAGGCUAUGUCCAAGAAGGGCAAGGAUGAGAAGAAAAAGAAGAAGUCGAAGCAUGGCUUCGGGCACGGCCAUGAGCAGUCCGAGGUGGAGGAAGCCCCCGCGGCUUAA
Messenger RNA from Penicillium riverlandense, 1446 nucleotides. RefSeq names its product DnaJ domain protein. Gene Ontology annotation, cellular component: cytosol. The record is from RefSeq and is a predicted model, not a curated record. The coding region runs from base 1 to 1446 and encodes 481 amino acids. Lineage: Eukaryota; Fungi; Ascomycota; Eurotiomycetes; Eurotiales; Aspergillaceae. The transcript is spliced from 5 exons. Gene Ontology annotation, biological process: protein import into peroxisome matrix.